Molecule: messenger RNA, 3665 nt
Organism: Trichophyton rubrum CBS 118892
Lineage: Eukaryota; Fungi; Ascomycota; Eurotiomycetes; Onygenales; Arthrodermataceae
Product: pantoate-beta-alanine ligase
Exons: 4
Coding region: 1-3483 (1160 amino acids)
Biological process (GO): ribosome biogenesis; pantothenate biosynthetic process
Cellular component (GO): nucleus
Molecular function (GO): pantoate-beta-alanine ligase activity; nucleic acid binding; ATP binding
Source: RefSeq, a predicted model, not a curated record
AUGUCACACAACUUGCGGCUUAGUCUAAUGAUGUGGACUAGAAGAGUCUCAACUUUGCCUAUAAGGCUUACCGGCCAGCGCCGAUGUCUAUCUCAGUCCGCAAUCGCCGUUUUCAGGGAUGUACCACCGCUUCGGCAAUAUAGGAAAGGUCUCCUCCUCUCAGGUCGAACCGUAGGAUUUGUGCCUACAAUGGGUGCUCUCCAUGAUGGUCACAUGUCUCUAAUCCGACAGGCUGCCCAGGAAAACACUGAUGUCGUUGUCAGUAUAUAUGUGAAUCCAACACAGUUUGGAGUAAAUGAGGACUUGGACAGCUACCCGCGGACAUGGAACGAAGAUUUGGAGAAGAUACAGACUCUCAAUACAGAGUUUGAAAGCAAGUCAUGGACUGGAUCUGGCCGUGUUACGGCAAUUUUUGCUCCUACUACCAAAGUAGUGUACCCUACGCUACCUCCCACAUCCGAGCUGAAUGGAAACGGAAGCUUCGUGACUAUAACACCACUGGCGACCAAGCUCGAGGGAGCUUCUAGACCAGUUUUCUUCCGCGGGGUUGCUACUGUGUGUACAAAGCUAUUCAACAUGGUGACUCCGGACCGUGUGUACUUUGGUCAAAAAGACGUACAGCAGUCUAUCAUUAUUAAACGCAUGGUGCAGGAUUUCCAUAUCGACACUGAGGUCAGGGUUGGUCCCACUUCAAGAGAACCAGAUGGCCUUGCGAUGAGUUCGCGUAAUGUAUAUCUCGGCGCUAGACGACGAAAUGUUGGCUUGGUUUUGUCCCGUGCCUUGAGAGCAGCGGAGGCUGUCUACCUAUCCGGAAAGAAGUUGCGAAAGGAAAUACUCGGCGCUGCAAAUUCCUUUGCACAAUCCACAUUGGCUGAACAGGAGCUUCUCCCUGCAUAUAAACGUGCUAGAUUUGAAGUGGACUAUAUUUCUCUAGCAGACCCCGAGUCACUAGAGGAGCUGGACCAUGUCGAUGAAUCAAAGGGUGCGGUCUUAAGCGGUGCUGUGAAGAUGUUUCCGCUAGAAGAACCCCAGGAAGGCGAAGACUGCGGGCUUGGAGGAGGAAAAGUACCUCCGCAACGCUGGAGAGAGCAAAAGAGAGAAAUCAACGAAACAAUACCAAAGUGCUUCGCUCUUACUUUGGUCGUCAUCAUGGCGGACGAUGGCAUGCUUAUGAAUUUUGACGUGGGAGACGGGAUUAUCAGCUCGCAACAGAAAUUUAAAGGUGGCAAGUGGAAGGAUCGUCUCGUCGCCAAAAAAAUCGCAGACCACCGGUACAAGAAAUCGAAGCAACCAUUUACCGCAGAUGAUAGUAGACGGGGUGAAAGAGGGAGAGAAGCGGAUCAUGGAGGUGUAUCCAGCCGUCCACCGAAGCGACAGAGACUCAAUAAUGGAGAUUUUCAACCAAGCACUGCUAGCAUAACAGGAGUUUCUAAUAACUCCAGCAGCAAAUAUGCCACUGGCCCACAAAGAGAGGUUAUCUCGUCGCUUUUCUCGUAUAAUCCCGUUGCGAAGACUGUACCUACGGCGGAAGAAUCUACGGCGCAUGAUGAUGCUGAAGCUACGAAAGCUUCCAAUGCCCCUCUCGUCGACGGUAUCGAUACGUUUACGUCUCUCGGGCUAUCGCCAGAGCUCGCAGCACACCUACUGACCAAACUGAAGUUGAAAAAUCCUACCGCGAUUCAAAAGAGCUCAAUCACACAGCUGCUAAAAGAAAACUGCGAUGGGUUUAUACAGGCAGAAACCGGAUCUGGAAAAACACUUGCAUACCUCCUACCCUUGGUACAACGGCUAAUGAACUUAUCUGGCCGAAAAAGCGCAGAGGAAGGCCAAGGUCAACCCACGCCGAUUCACCGAGACUCGGGUUUAUUUGCUAUUAUCCUUGCGCCAACUCGAGAACUUUGCAAGCAGAUAUCUGUGGUACUUGAUAGUUUGCUAAACUGUGCUCAUUGGCUUGUUGCUGGCACAGUUAUCGGUGGAGAGAAGAAGAAAUCAGAAAAAGCAAGAUUACGGAAGGGGUUGAAUAUCCUCGUUGCUACUCCUGGACGGCUUGCGGAUCAUCUAGAUAAUACCAAAGUUCUUGACGUGGGCCUUGUUAGGUGGCUUGUGCUCGACGAAGGCGACCGAUUGAUGGAGUUAGGAUUCGAAGAAGAGAUUCAGAAUAUUAUUAAAAAGUUGGACUCUAAAAGGCGACCUACAUCAAAGAUUGAAAAUCUUCCUCCAAAGAGAUUAACGGUACUAUGUUCUGCCACGCUGAAGAUGAACGUGCAGCGUCUAGGAGAGAUGAGUUUGAAGGAUGCGGUUCAUAUACAGGCUGAUCCGGCAGAUGAAAUUGAAGAUGCCUCUUCCCAGGCUGGAGAUGCGCAAAAGUCUCUGGAAUUCUCAGCACCAGCUCAGCUGAAGCAGUCGUUCGCAAUUGUCGCAUCAAAGCUUCGACUUGUUACCUUGACAGCCCUUCUCAAAAGUACCUUUAUACGCAAGGGAACUGUUAUGAAAGCUAUCGUUUUUGUUUCUUGCGCGGAUUCAGUGGAUUACCAUUUCGAGGUUUUCACUAGAAAGUCGGAUAAGAGUACUGAAGGCGUCGGAAAGGGAGAGAAGGAAAGAGAGGGAGAAGAAAAGGAGGAGAAAGACUCGAUUGCUGAAGCAGCAUCUACCACUAACUCAUCUACCCAAGGAACAGUAGCCGAAUCUCCAACAUUAUCAAAUCCUAACAAUUCGGUAAUGCUGCAUAAACUCCAUGGAUCCCUCCCUCAACAUGUUCGAACAGCAACGCUUUCUGCAUUUGCCAAACAAAAGGACACCUCCGUUUUAAUAUGUACAGAUGUUGCGUCUCGGGGUCUUGAUCUACCAAAUGUUGACUUCGUCAUUGAGUAUGACCCUGCGUUCUCCGCUGAUGACCAUCUUCACCGUAUCGGUCGUACAGCUCGAUUGGGUCGUGAUGGUCGUGCUAUGAUCUUCCUUCUUCCUGGAAGUGAAGAAGGAUAUAUCAAUGUUCUAAAACGCGGGUAUCGCGACAACAACACCAAGGCUGUGACCCGCAGUGAUGAAAGCGACAUCUUGAAGCGAGGAUUCGGACGGACUAAUGGCAAGGGUUGGGAAGAGGCAGCCACUGAGUUCCAGCUAGAUAUAGAACGCUGGACCCUGGACAACCCCAGUAUCCUGGAAAUGGCUCGUCGGGCUUUUCAAUCUCAUAUUCGUGCGUACGCUACACAUAUUGCAAGCGAGAGGGAGUACUUCAACAUAAAGGAUCUGCAUCUAGGCCAUCUGGCCAAAGGUUUCGGAUUGCGAGACAGGCCAACGAAGAUCAAUGUUCCCGGACUCCGAACCGGCAAGGAGGAGACAAAGAAGGCGUUCAAAGCAAACAGGACAGUAGAGUCCAGUGACAAGAAGAAUGAGUCCGGUCCCAAAAAUGAUAGUGCGGCCGAUAAAAUGCGGAAGAAGAUGAGAGAACAUAUGUCCGCGGCAAAUGAGUUUAAUAUCGCCUAAGGACGAGUCUGUAUAUAUCCCAUAGCGAGACCUUUCCGUCCUUUGACCCGGCGGCAAUCCAAUGUGUUAACUGUGCUUUGAUGCUUCUCUGCUGCUUGAUUUCUGCCAAAGAACGGGGUUCAUUCCUAAUCGUAAGAUUUGUACUUUUAUUCUCCUGGAUUGUAUUGGUACCUAUUGCAUCU